Papaver somniferum (opium poppy) is the source of this 648-nucleotide messenger RNA. RefSeq names its product heavy metal-associated isoprenylated plant protein 12-like. The record is from RefSeq and is a predicted model, not a curated record. Gene Ontology annotation, molecular function: metal ion binding. The transcript is spliced from 3 exons. NCBI's taxonomy places the organism in Eukaryota, Viridiplantae, Streptophyta, Magnoliopsida, Ranunculales, Papaveraceae. Bases 177 to 524 code for a protein of 115 amino acids.
ACCAUCAAGUUGAUUACUGGGAGUUGGUAAUUCCCCAACUUGACUACAUUUCCACAAUUUAAAUAGUUGUGUUCCUCCCUUUCUUUUUCUCCACUCAAUCUCUCGAUUUUUCUUCUUCGAAUCUCCAAUCGAGUCUCUACUUUCUCAACGUUAGGCAUCUCAGAAGUAUCAGACAAAUGCAGAAAGCAGUGGUGAAACCGGAUGUACAUGACAACAAAACCAAACAAAAGGCCUUAAAAUCUGUUUCCGGCCUUGAUGGAGUUAAUUCAGUAUCGAUAGACAUGGAAGCGAAGAUAACAGUAAUCGGAGAUGUUGAUCCAGUAAUGUUAGUUUGCAAACUAAGAAAAGUUUGUUUUGCAGACAUAGUGUCUGUUGGUCCUAACAAAGAACCUGAGAAGAAAAAGGUUCCGUGCGAGACAAAUAUAGCAGACAUCAUUUGUGCUUUAAGCAAGGCUAACUAUGAUCCUUGUCAUGCAAGUGGUUAUUAUGUUGAAAACAACCCUAAUUCUUGUGUUAUUUCUUGAUAUAAAUCUCAUUUGGAGAUGAAUAACAAUUGUUAUAUGUGUCUGCAACAAAUGAAAUUGUGCUCACUUAAGAGAACCCUUUUUGUAAGGUUCCACUGAAAUGAAAUUGUGUUAUAUUUUGAUA